This is a messenger RNA of Pteronotus mesoamericanus, 3067 nucleotides long. RefSeq names its product HPS6 biogenesis of lysosomal organelles complex 2 subunit 3 (gene HPS6). The transcript has a single exon. Gene Ontology annotation, cellular component: BLOC-2 complex; lysosomal membrane. The record is from RefSeq and is a predicted model, not a curated record. The coding region runs from base 99 to 2510 and encodes 803 amino acids. NCBI's taxonomy places the organism in Eukaryota, Metazoa, Chordata, Mammalia, Chiroptera, Mormoopidae. Gene Ontology annotation, biological process: protein localization to membrane; organelle organization; lysosome localization.
CCACUCUCGACCUCCUUUGGCAACCCCGAACCUAGAGCCGGGCCUCGCCCCGCAGGGCAGCCGGUCCUGCGCGUGCUCCGGGGAGGGCGGCAGGCACCAUGAAGCGUGUGGCGACUCUGCGCCUGCUCUCCGACCUGAGCAACUUCAGCGGCGCGGCCCGGCUUCGGGAGUUUCUGGCUGCGGACCCAGCCGUCCGAGUCCGCUGCAGCCCGGACGGCCGCCACCUGCUGCUGCUGCGACCCCCGGGGACGUCAGCCCCGCAGCUGCUGGUCGCAGUUCGUGGACCCGGAGAGGAGCUGGAGCGCUCCUGGCCGGCGGACCACCCCUCACCUCUAGACGCCUUCUUCCUGCCAUGGCCCGUGCGACCCGCGCUAAUCUUGGUGUGGGAAAGUGGCCUGGCGGAGGUGUGGGGCACGGGCGUGGGGCCUGGCUGGCGAAUACUUCAGAGUACCAAGCUGUGUCUGGGCGGUGCAUCCCGCGUGGUGGCAGUGGCGGCGCUUCGAGGCCGCUUGGUGUGGUGUGAGGAACGACACGGUGAUGCUAAGGGCCAGCUACAGCCGCCCUCAGCUGCCUUCAACCACUGCUUGUGCGUCAGAACCCUGGAGCCCAGCGGGGAGACCGGCACCAAUCUGGGCCGCACACACAUUCUUCUACACCAUUGCCCCCCUUUCAGGCUACUGGCCUCUCGCAAGGACCUCUUCCUGGUGCCCACUGCCACCACCUGGCCUGGCGUGGACCACAUUCUGCUCAUCUGGAGCCCAGGAAAGGGUAAGUUGAUGGUGGCUGCCCCAAGUCUUCGCCUCUCCUACGGUAAGAGCCUGAAUCCUGGACGAGGGGACACAUGGGACUUCCGGACCCUGCUCCGACGCCUUCCUGGGCUUCUAUCCCCCAGGCAGCCAUUGACUGUACAUACCUGGGCCCCAACUCCCCAGGGUCUACUAUUGCUUGACUUCAGGGGCACUGUGAGCCUGGUUCAGUCCCACGGUGGUACCCGGACUGUGGGCACGCUUCAGGAAGCACCUGUAGGCCUGGCAGGGUCUGCAGCGCUGGGAACGUUCCAUGGUACUCUAGCCUGUGUGCUGGGCUCCACAUUGGAACUGUUGGACAUGGGCAGUGGGCAGCUGCUGGAGAGGAAGGUCCUCAGUACAGACCGAGUACAUUUGCUUGAACCCCCAGCCCCUGGCACAGAAAAUGAGGAGAAGAUGGAGACCCGAGGGGGUCUUCGUUUGCUUUCAACCUUGGGAUUGUUUCAAGUAGUAUGGGAAGCCCCACAGGGCCUCCAGCUGCCUUCAGCUGGAGACCUGGUGUUUGAGGAAGCCUGUGAGUACUACCAACGGCGGAGCCUACGGGGUGCCCAGCUCACCCCAGAGGAACUGAGACACAACAGCAUAUUCCGGGCACCUCAGGCCCUGGCUUCCAUCCUUCAGGGCCAUGUGUCCCCAUCUACACUGUUGACCACACUGAGGGCCGAGCUCCGGGAUUACCGGGGCUUAGAGCAACUCAAAGCCCAGCUCGUGGCUGGGGAUGAUGAGGAGGCUGGCUGGACUGAGCUGGCAGAGCAGGAAGUGGCACGCCUGCUGAGGACCGAGUUGAUGGGAGACCAGCUGGCCCAGCUGAACACCAUUUUCCAAGCCCUUCCUACAGCAGCCUGGGGUGCCAUCCUUAGGGCCCUGCAGCUCCAACCAGAUGGGAAUGGCAGGUUGAGGUCCCAAGCUCCUCCUGAUGUGUGGAAAAAGGUACUAGGUGGUACAGCAGUUGGAAAGGAACUCCCCAAUGGGGUGCUCCCCCUCUUUGAACUUCUAUGCCAGUGCCUCUGCCAGCUGGAACCACGAUGGUUGCCACCCUUUGUGGAGUUGGCACAGCAGCAGGGCGGGCCUGGCUGGGGUGCAGGGGGCCCAGGGCUCCCCCUGUAUCGCCGAGCCCUGGCAGUACUAGGUGAGGAGGGGACCAGACCUGAGGCACUGGAGCUAGAGCUGCUUUUGGGCAGUGGGCGGCCCAAAGCUGUGCUCCAAGCUGUGGGGCAGCUGGUGCAAAAGGAACAGUGGGAACGGGCUCUAGAGGCUGGCCUGGCCCUCGGCCCCUCCAGCCCCCUUCUUCGAAGUGAGAUCUUCAAACUGCUAUUGGCCGAAUUUGCCAGGCACCGCCGGCUUGAUGCUCAUCUCCCCCUCCUGUGCCGCCUGUGCCCGCCAGAACUAGCUCCAGCUGAGCUCCUCCUUCUACUGCGGACACACCUCCCAGAUGAGUCGAAGCCCCCUACCCCAUUCCCUGAGCCUGGAGCAGAGCCCCCUCUCACUGUGGGCUUGGUCAGAGCUCUGCUAGAGCAGGCCGGGGCUCAAGGACGGUCCUCAGGCCCAGUUUUAAGCCUAUAUGAAGACAUCCUCUGGGACGCAGGCACUCCACCUCCCACCCCACCUCGAGGACCUAUGACUACCCUACAGGCAUCAGACCACACAGGGCCAGAGGCUUGGACACCAUCUGGACAGGGCCUCUGUGUGACUGACACAGGCUGAAAAUCAUUUCUGUGAUCAGGGAAGGAUGCCUAGGAGUUCGAGAGGGCCAUGGUGGGGUCCGUGUGUGCAAUAUUCUCCUCUCUUCUGAAGCAAUGUUAAAAUAUAUAUGUAUGUUAAAUAUUGUGAUAUAAUAAAUAUGUUUGGUCUUUAUCCUCAGGUUUUGUCCUGGUACAGGGCUCUCCUAAAACCCUUGGACUUUCCUGAGUGAUAGGAAUGUCUUUUGUUAUUCAUAAUGAACCCCUUUGGAGAUCUGCCUGCCUCAAUACAAAUGAGGAUGUGGCCCCCAGCCUUUAGAUGGGGCUGGUUACCAGAAAGACCAAGUGAUGAGAGGGCCGGAACUUUCAGCCCCAUCCACAACCUCCUGGGAAGAGAAAUUGAACUCUAUAAAAACUAAAGGAAAUUUGAUGAGCUGCUAGAUCGGUGAACGCAUCAAGGUGCUAGGAGGGUGGAUGAUAUCCAAAGAAGGCAUAGGAGCUGCAGGCCCACAAUCCCCUACCCCGUACCUCAUCCUAUACAUCUCUUCCAUCUGCUUUUCCUGAGUUGUAUUCUUUGCAAUA